AUGUCGGUGGGCGGAGCCGGGAGGGUCGUCAGGGAAAUGGGACACACCUUGGCUCAGACGGUUGCCGGGUGCCGUAUCGCCAUGGUGAUGAUGCAGUACAGCGUCAUCGCCAACAACUAUUGGCUGCUGGUGGAAGGCAUCUACCUGCACAGCCUCCUGGUCGUCACUGUGUUCACUGAGAGGAACUACUUCGGCAUCUACCUGUUUAUCGGCUGGGGUGCUCCUCUGAUAUUCGUGUUGCCGUGGGUGAUAGUCAAAUACCUGUACGAGAAUGAAGAGUGCUGGGAGAGGAACAUCAACAUGGGUUACUGGUGGAUUAUACGUUCUCCCAUCCUGUUAGCUUACCUGAUGAAUUUCUUUAUCUUCAUCCGGAUUAUAAAGAUCCUCGUGACUCAGGCCCAUCAGAUGAGAUACACAGAUUACAAGUUCAGGCUGGCUAAAUCCACUCUGACCCUCAUCCCUCUGCUGGGUAUUCACGCCAUCCUCUUCACCUUAGUCAUCGAUGAGUCCGUCCCCAAAGGUUCCAAGAUGCGUCUCAUCCGCCUCUUCCUCGACCUCCUCUUCAACUCCUUCCAGGGCCUACUGGUGGCCAUCUUGUAUUGUUUCGUCAACAAAGAGGUCCAGUCUGAGAUGUUGAAAAAGUGGAAGAGGUGGAAGCUGGGUAAAGACAUCGAGGAAGAGUACCGUCAUACAUACAGCCACGCGCCUCAUGUCAAAAGCGGCAGCAUCGUCACCGGCAACCUGGCCAGUGUCCAAGACAACAGCAGCGACCAUAAAGACUCACAGUUGACCCCCAACCCCGACUACGACCCAGAUCCUAACCCUGCCUCAACCUCCAUCACCCCAAUGAGAGCAGUAGAUUGGUGGGGUCCUGCCACCACAGGACGGAUAAAACAAAGACUCAAUCCUCCCUGCAGUGUCCUCCACACCACAUGGUGGCACUAA
Messenger RNA from Oncorhynchus gorbuscha (pink salmon), 945 nucleotides. Its product is annotated as glucagon receptor-like. The record is from RefSeq and is a predicted model, not a curated record. Gene Ontology annotation, molecular function: glucagon receptor activity; peptide hormone binding. Gene Ontology annotation, cellular component: plasma membrane. NCBI's taxonomy places the organism in Eukaryota, Metazoa, Chordata, Actinopteri, Salmoniformes, Salmonidae. Bases 1 to 945 code for a protein of 314 amino acids. Gene Ontology annotation, biological process: adenylate cyclase-activating G protein-coupled receptor signaling pathway; cell surface receptor signaling pathway. The transcript has 8 exons.